This is a messenger RNA of Lactuca saligna, 447 nucleotides long. NCBI's taxonomy places the organism in Eukaryota, Viridiplantae, Streptophyta, Magnoliopsida, Asterales, Asteraceae. The record is from the annotation of a GenBank genome assembly.
AUGGGUGGGCUCUUUCUCCUCUUCACUUUUGCAACCACAAACCUCACUUCUGGAUGCUUCGAACACGAGAGGGCAGCUCUUCUUCGAUUCAAACACAACCUGUCGGACCCUUCUGGUCGACUAUCAUCUUGGAAUGGAAACAACUGUUGCAACUGGCAAGGCGUUGACUGCAAUAAUGCAACAGGAUAUGUUACAAGGCUUGACCUCGGAACCGAUUCUUCUGAUGAGAACCCCAUUCCUGAGUUCAUCGGAUCGCUGACAAAACUCAGGUAUCUGAAUCUUUCUUCCAUGGGCUUUUCUGGCAUCGUUCCUCACUCUAUUGGAAAUCUAUCGAAUUUGCGGGUACUUGAUCUGAGUAAUAUGGAACUAGUUGUUGAUGAAUUCUCAUGGUUCUCGAGUCUUUUAUCACUCAAAUCUCUUGAUCUGAGUGGGGCUGAGCGUUGUUAA